AUGGCAGCACCUCGCGCAUGGGCCGUCGUCGCAGGCGUCGGACCCGGCACCGGCGCCAGCGUCGCCCGCAAGUUCGCACAAUCCUACUCCGUCGCCCUCCUCGCCCGCAACCCCUCAAACUACGAGCCCAUCGUCAAGGAGAUCAAUAACGGCGGCGGGCACGCCAUUGGCAUCUCCACCGACACAUCCGAUGGGGGAAGUGUAGCGAACGCCUUCAAGCAGAUCAAAGAACAGAUUGGCGGGCAGGGAAAGCUGGUGGCGGCGGUGUAUAAUGUUGGGGGCAGGUUUAUACGGAAGCCGUUUUUGGAGUUGAGUGAGGGGGAGUUUGAGAGUGGGUGGGAAGCUAAUGGACGCGGCGCCUUCCACUUCUCCCAGCAAGUCAUCCCGCUGCUCCUCGACGCCGUCGAGGCUUCCAACUACCCGCCGACGCUCAUCUUCACGUCCGCGACUGCCGCUAUGAAGGGUAGUGCGCUGUGCGCGUCAUUCGCGACGGGCAAGUUUGCUAUGAGGGCGCUUGCGCAGUCUUUGGCGAGAGAGUUUGGGCCGAAGGGGAUUCAUGUGAAUCAUGCUAUAAUUGAUGGGGUGAUCGAUAUUGAGCGGACAAAAGAGUGGUUGAAGGAUGCUGGACCGGAUGCGAAGAUUAAGCCUGAGGCGAUUGCGGACACUUACUGGUGGAUCCAUACACAGCCGAGGACGUGUUUUACGAAUGAGAUCGAUAUCAGACCGGCUGUUGAGAAGUGGUAG
Molecule: messenger RNA, 744 nt
Organism: Cyphellophora attinorum
Lineage: Eukaryota; Fungi; Ascomycota; Eurotiomycetes; Chaetothyriales; Cyphellophoraceae
Product: putative oxido YoxD
Exons: 5
Coding region: 1-744 (247 amino acids)
Source: RefSeq, a predicted model, not a curated record